CGGCCACUUGAAAACUUUUAUUCCAGGUGGCCGCGUAACAGAGGAACCACAGCGCCCGGUCAACAGUCAGUUAAAUAAAGUCACCAACCCCGGGCCCCACAUUCACCUACCUGGCUCCUCAAUCCCACACCCAUAAUAAAACCCAAAUAAUGUCCCUCCCAACAAAAUUACUAAUCAUCUUUUUUAUUCUUGAGACCAUCUCAAGAUGAAUAAAUUUACAGUACAAGUGAUUGUCAAGGCUGCAACACUUGUAAUAUUAUCAUUAACGGCGGAGUUCACGGCGGCGCAAAGCUCAGGUGAGACACCAACAUGCGCGUCAAAGCUAGUGGCGUGUGUGGACUACUUGAACGCCACCACAACGCCGCCAUCAAGCUGCUGUAAUCCAUUGAAAGAAGCUGUGACUAAUGAAAAAACAUGUCUUUGCGAUAUUUACAGCAACCCAUCUUUAAUUCAGGCUUUUCAUAUUAAUCUCACUCAAGCUCUUAAUCUUCCUAAGCUUUGUCGUAUUGAUACCGGCAAAUCUUCCAAUAUUUGUAACGGUACUACGGCUUCUCCACCUAAAUCUUCAAGCACUUUAGGAAGCGGUUCUCCAGGCAAUGCAUUUAACAGGAUUACAGGAACUGGAUUCGCAGCCAGCUUACUUGUGUUCAUGGCGUAUUCGAUGUUUUAUUAGAUGGUUUUUGCAAGUCUUGUAUAAUACAGUAUAUAUGAUCCCAUGUUUUAUUAGUUUUUGCAAGUCUUACAUUUUGUUUGGUAUACUUUCGGUAUGAGGUCGUUUGGUAUUUAUUUGCUAGGAUUCUUUUGGUACUGCGGCUGAUUGUUUGUUGUUGCUCGUCAACUAAUAGAGAAGAAGUUGGCCAUGUAGUCAAAAGCCUUAAAAAACUCCACAUCGUAACUUUUUAGUUGUACUUAGCAAGACAUCAAGCUAUGUUUUUAGCUGUUUGAUCAAUCAAAAAGUAGAAAGUCAAAAGUCAAUGAAAAGUCAGUUGUCAAACACACCAUAAAAGACACAAUCUCUACUAAGGAGUACGACACAUUGGGGUAGGGGGAUCCCAUUGCCACCGCUACCAUUUUCAAGACGUCUAGUUUGCGUUUCAUAAUAGGUAACAAUGCAAUAAAUACGUG
This is a messenger RNA of Amaranthus tricolor (Joseph's coat), 1125 nucleotides long. Its product is annotated as non-specific lipid transfer protein GPI-anchored 7-like. NCBI's taxonomy places the organism in Eukaryota, Viridiplantae, Streptophyta, Magnoliopsida, Caryophyllales, Amaranthaceae. The record is from RefSeq and is a predicted model, not a curated record. Bases 206 to 673 code for a protein of 155 amino acids. The transcript has 3 exons.